CGGCAGGGCGGCGGCGCGGCCUGUUGUUCCCGGCCUGCCGGGGGCAGGAAGAGGCGGCUUCCAUGGCGACUGGCCCGUGGCCCCGGGGCCCCCCGACCUGCUAAGGCCCCCUUCCUCAGGCCUCAAUAUGUCGGAAAACCCGCCCCACGCCAAUCACCUCCCCAUGAACGGCAACGGCGGGGGAGGCGGCGGCGGCGGCGGCGGGGGCGGCACCCCCCGCGGGGUCCGGACCCCCAACCUCAACCCGAACCCCCUCAUCAACGUCCGCGACAGGCUCUUCCAUGCCCUCUUUUUCAAGAUGGCCGUGACCUACUCUCGUCUCUUCCCCCCGGCCUUCCGCCGCGUCUUCGAGUUUUUCGUCCUGCUCAAGGCCCUGUUUGUGCUUUUCAUCCUGGCUUACAUUCACAUCGCCUUCUCCCGCUCACCCAUUAACUGCCUGGAGCACGUGCGGGACAAGUGGCCUAGAGACGGCAUCCUCCGGGUGGAGAUCCAGCACAAUUCGAGCCGCCCGCCCAUCUUCCUCCAGUUCUGCGAUGGCGGGGGGUUCCCGGGCAUGGUGAUUGAGACCCCCGGUGAGGAGGAGCCGGAGGAGGAGGAAGAGAUGACGGUGGAGAUGUUCGAGAACAGCUCUGUCAAGUUCGAGCUGGAUAUUGAGCCCAAGGUGUUUCUGAAGCCGUCCCGGGCAAGCAGCCCUGAGGCCCGGAUCCAGGGGGCCCAGAACGAAAGCCAGGAGUUCUCAUUCAGCGAGGCGACAACUAAAGUGUGGCCUCAGGAGGAGUACAUUGUGGAAUACUCCCUGGAAUAUGGCUUCUUGCGCCUGUCCCAGAGCACGCGGCAGCGCCUCAGCAUUCCCGUUAUGGUGGUGACGCUGGACCCCUCAAGAGAUCAGUGCUUUGGGGACCGAUUUAGCCGCCUGCUCCUGGAUGAAUUCCUGGGCUAUGAUGACAUCUUGAUGUCAAGCGUGAAAGCCUUGGCAGAAAACGAGGAGAACAAAGGUUUCCUCCGCAAUGUGGUGUCUGGGGAACAUUAUCGCUUCGUCAGCAUGUGGAUGGCCAGGACGUCCUACUUAGCAGCCUUUGUCAUCAUGGUCAUUUUCACCCUGUCCGUCUCGAUGCUCUUGCGCUACUCCCACCACCAGAUCUUCGUCUUCAUUGUGGACCUGUUACAGAUGCUGGAGAUGAACAUGACCAUUGCCUUCCCCGCCGCACCCCUGCUCACGGUCAUUUUGGCUCUCGUCGGUAUGGAGGCCAUCAUGUCUGAGUUUUUCAACGACACUACCACUGCAUUCUACAUCAUCCUGAUUGUGUGGCUGGCUGACCAGUAUGAUGCCAUCUGCUGCCACACCAACACCAGCAAGAGGCAUUGGUUGAGAUUCUUCUACUUGUACCACUUUGCCUUCUAUGCGUAUCACUAUCGAUUCAAUGGGCAGUACAGCAGCCUGGCACUGGUCACCUCAUGGCUCUUCAUCCAGCAUUCCAUGAUCUACUUUUUCCAUCACUAUGAGCUGCCGGCCAUUCUCCAGCAGAUCCGGAUUCAAGAGAUGCUGCUACAAAACCAGCAGCUGGGCCAGGGGACGCAGACCACCCUCCAGGAUAAUCUCAACAACAACACUACGGCCGCCCCCGCCGGUGGCCGGCGGCCCCUCCUCGGGGCAGGCCCCUCGGAGACAGGCAGCCCUGCUUCCCUGCCCCCCGGCGAGGGGCCCUCCACGGCCAUCUCGGCGGGGGGCAACAUGAACUGGGUGGCUGAAACGGCUGCCAUCAUCACAGAUGCCUCGUUCCUCUCUGACCUGAGUAGCGGCCUCUUGGAGCGGAGAGCGGUCCCCGAAGCCCUGGCCAACAGCAGUCCCCUUCCCGCCGCCAGCCUGGUGGCCCAGAUCCGAGUCAGUGAGAACCCGGAGGCAGCCGUGAGCUCCAUCACCAUCGAGGUCACUUCGACAGCACGGGCGGCCCCGCCCGGGGAGCCGCCGCUCGCGGAAGAGGGUCUCCCCACCCUCCUCCCAAGCCCGGCCGCCUCGGCGCCGGACCUCGGCACCGGAGCCAUGGAAGGCAGCCUCCUGCAGCCGCACCGGCAAGAUCCCGACUUGGACCAGCAGCAGGGCCAGGUCCCCGAGCCCUCCAAGCAGACUGGCCCCAGCUCGGUGGACACAGACAGCAUGGCCUCUGCGGGAGCUCUCUCAGCAGCCGAGUCCAGGAGCCCGUCUUGAGGGAUCUUUGGGUUUGGGGGGCUUCCCCCCCUCCGCCACCCCCGUCCAAUGGGGCAGGAACAACCCAUCUCCUUUCUAAAGUUUGGUUCUUUUUCUGCCUUGCUCAGA
This is a messenger RNA of Tachyglossus aculeatus (Australian echidna), 2314 nucleotides long. It is a transcript of the gene TMEM259, whose product is annotated as transmembrane protein 259. Lineage: Eukaryota; Metazoa; Chordata; Mammalia; Monotremata; Tachyglossidae. The coding region runs from base 128 to 2206 and encodes 692 amino acids. Gene Ontology annotation, biological process: response to endoplasmic reticulum stress; positive regulation of ERAD pathway. Gene Ontology annotation, cellular component: endoplasmic reticulum. The record is from RefSeq and is a predicted model, not a curated record. The transcript is spliced from 11 exons.